Saccharomyces mikatae IFO 1815 is the source of this 2013-nucleotide messenger RNA. RefSeq names its product carnitine O-acetyltransferase CAT2 (gene CAT2). Bases 1 to 2013 code for a protein of 670 amino acids. The record is from RefSeq and is a predicted model, not a curated record. The transcript has a single exon. Gene Ontology annotation, biological process: carnitine metabolic process. Gene Ontology annotation, molecular function: carnitine O-acetyltransferase activity. Lineage: Eukaryota; Fungi; Ascomycota; Saccharomycetes; Saccharomycetales; Saccharomycetaceae. Gene Ontology annotation, cellular component: peroxisome; mitochondrion.
AUGAGGAUCAGCCAUUCAAGAACUCUGUCAAAGUUGAAAAAUUUUUCAGUGGCAUCAAGGAGAGCAAUGAAUUCGGCCAUUGUCAAAUACUCCACCCAAAAAACCAAGUUUCCUGUGGAGACAAACAACGGAGAGCACUAUUGGGCGGAAAAGUCGAAUAAGUUUUACCAGGAUAAAAGGCCAAACUUUCAAGGCACAACUUUUGCUAAGCAGCAAGACUUACCAUCAUUGCCUGUGCCUGAGUUGAAUUCCACCCUUGAUAAAUACUUGCAAACCAUCCGUCCAUUUUGCAAUGACACGGAGAGUUUCGAAAGACAGCGGCUGUUAUGUAAGGACUUUUCAGAGCACAUGGGACCUAUCUUACAAGACCGGUUGAAGGAGUAUGCUAGCAAUAAAAGAAACUGGAUGUCGAAAUUCUGGGAUGACCAAUCCUAUUUACAAUAUAACGAUCCUAUUGUUCCUUAUGUGUCUUAUUUCUAUUCUCAUAAGCCACUGCCAAGCCAUUUAUCAAAUAUUAACAACGAUCCUUUAAUUAAGGCUACUGCAAUAAUCUCAAUCGUAAUAAAAUUUAUCGAAGCUGUUAAAGAUGAAUCUUUACCCGCAGAAAUUAUCAAAGGCACGCCAUUCUGUAUGAAUAGUUUCUCAUUGAUGUUUAACACUUCGAGAUUACCUGGUAAGCCAGAAGAUAACCAAGACACGAACAUUUUUUAUUCCAUUUAUGAAAACAACUUUAUGACCAUUGCUUAUAAAGGAAGAUUUUAUAAACUAAUGACCCACAAUGGUGAAAACAAACCACUAUCCGAAAAUGAAAUCUGGAAGCAGCUGUACUCUGUAGUAUUCCAAGGAUCGCAGCCCGAGUCUGAACUGAGCGGUAUUGGCUCUCUUACCUCUCUACCUCGCGAUCAAUGGCGUGAGGUCCAUAUGGAGCUGACGAAAGAUCCUAUAUCUCAAGAUUCACUAGAAACAAUACAUAAAUCUUCCUUUAUGCUAUGUCUGGAUCUUGAUCAAUCUCCUGUUACUUUAGAAGAGAAGUCAAAGAAUUGUUGGCACGGUGAUGGUAUUAAUAGAUUCUACGAUAAAUCGUUACAGUUCCUAGUAACUGGUAAUGGUUCAUCAGGUUUCCUAGCUGAGCAUUCAAAAAUGGAUGGGACGCCCACACUAUUUCUGAAUAACUACGUUUGUCAGCAAUUAAACAAAUUAAACUCUGAUGACUUUGUGAGAAAAGUAUUUACCGCAUCAUCUAAAGCAACCUUAAAACCGAUGGAACUACCUUUCAUUAUCACACCAAAAAUCAACAAAGCAAUUGAAUCUGCCCAAUCGCAAUUUAAGAAAACAAUGGACGAGCAUGAUCUACGUGUCUGGCACUACAACAAAUUUGGCAAAACAUUCAUAAAGAACCACGGCAUGUCACCUGAUGCAUUUAUUCAACAGGUCAUCCAAUUGGCCGUUUUCAAAUAUCUAAAACGUCCACUACCAACUUACGAAGCUGCUUCUACAAGAAAGUACUUCAAAGGUCGCACCGAAACUGGUAGAUCUGUGUCCACUGCUUCCUUAGAAUUUGUCUCUAAGUGGCAAAAUGGGGGAGUUUCUAUUGCUGAAAAGAUACAAGCUUUGAAAUAUUCUGCUAAAGAGCAUUCCACAUAUUUAAAGAACGCUGCAAAUGGUUAUGGUAUUGACCGUCAUUUUUUCGGUCUAAAAAAUAUGAUGAGAGCUGAUGAUGACCGAGUGCCACCGCUUUUCAAAGAUCCUCUAUUUAAUUACUCUUCAACUUGGUUGAUCUCCACGUCCCAGUUAUCCUCCGAAUACUUUGACGGUUAUGGGUGGUCUCAAGUCAACGACAACGGAUUUGGGUUAGCAUACAUGUUGAACAACGACUGGUUGCAUAUUAAUAUUGUGAACAAACCAGCCAAGAGUGGAGUAAGUGUUAAUAAAUUACACUAUUAUUUAUCUCAAGCUGCAGAUGAAAUUUUUGACGCUUUGGAAAGUGAGAAUAAAAUAAAGGCAAAGUUAUGA